GUCAAUGUGCCGCCCUCAAUCGGCCAAUUCGCCGCUUUUUUCCUCCGAUCUAAAUGAAAGACUACAUCGAGGGAAUGCCGCCAUCAUCGAUGUCGCCAUUCGUCACCUCUCUUAAGAUGCGUAUAAAGAUAACCAUGAUGCAGUCACAGCACGGGCACCUGUCGCUCGUUUGUUAAGGAUUGCAAUCCAAGCCCAAGUUCUAGCCUCGAUUGUUCAGUAUGGCCGUCUCCAAGGACUAUGGCAGACGCCUCGCCAUUACGAUUGUGGAUGAAAGGGCCCGUGACGACCCUGAGCGGGUUUCAUAUUCGCUCUCACUUUCGAGCGAUAUCUCCAAGGGAUUCCGGGAUAUCACCGCCAAGGACUUCGCAAACGCUGUCAACAGGACGGCCUGGUGGCUAGAGUCAAAAUUGGGGAAGGGCUCGUCGUUCCCGACCGUCGGGUACAUUGGUCCUCUAAACGACUUUCGAUAUAUCUUGCUUAUCCUUGGUUGCGUCAAGGCGGGCUACAAGGCUCUUUUACCGUCUCCGCGGAACAGUGUCGAGGCCACGGUGGCGGUACUGAACGCGUCCAAAUGUGACAUAUGGGUAUCUCCAAAGGAGCAGCCGGAAAUGCUGCCGCAGCUCCUCUCCCGGCGCCCUAUGAAGGUAUUGGAGAUCCCCGAAACCGACGAUCUCCUAUGCGCGACACCUGUUCCACUCUAUCCAUACAACAAGACUUUCCAGGAGGCGGCCAGAGACCCUUUUUGUGUGCUUCACACCUCGGGAUCGACUGGCCUUCCGAAGCCCAUCGUCUGGAGUAACUCCCUGCUCGGCACUUUGGAUGCCACUCGUUUAUUGCCAGAAAGCGAGGGACGGCCUCCUUGGACUGUCGUCUUCGAUGAAGGCGACCGGUUCUACUCAGCAUUUCCCCUCUAUCAUGGCGCCGGAUUGAUUAUGAAUAUCCUGAUCACGGCCUUUUAUGGCACCAGCAACGUGCUUGGCCCGGUGGGUGUACUUUCAACAGUUAACCUUAUUGAUUCUCUCCUCGACAACACAGACAUCAAAGUCUGGAGCAUUGUCCCUUCGAUAGUGGAUGAUAUAGGAGACACGCCUACCAUAUCCGCGAAGUUUGCAAGUUCCAAAAUCAUAAUUGCAUCUGGGGGCCCGGUCACUUACGCCAGCGCCAACAAGGCCAACGAAUAUGUUCGAAUACUAAACAUCACCGGUACCUCUGAAGGUCUUUUCCAAGGAAGUCUUCUCGUGGAGCGUGAGGACUGGAUAUACUUUUCCUUCCACCCCUAUGCCGGAUUUGACUUCAGAAAGAUCGACGAUGUUAUCCACGAGCACUGGGUGAUUCGAAACGAGAAAUACACCGACCUCUAUCAGGGUAUUUUCCAUACGUUCCCUGAUUCUAAGGAAAUGACCCUAAAGGAUUUGUACGCUCCACAUCCCACAAAGCCAAACUUGUGGAUAUAUAGAGGGAGAACGGAUGACAUGCUUGUGAUGUCAAAUGGAGAGAAGAUCCACCCUCUGGCUGCUGAAGCAAUCAUCAACAGCCAUCCAGCCGUCAGCGCUUGCCUUAUGCUUGGAGCUGGUCACGCAAUGACCACGCUUCUUGUCGAGCUGAUAGACCCCGAACCAUCAUUAACGGCAGAGCGCGAGGCGCUUCUAGAUAGCAUCAUGGAAACGGUCCAUGUUGCGAACGCCAGUGGGGCCAGGGAGGCACGCAUAUUUCGGGAAUGUAUCAGGUUUGCGAAGCCCGACAUGCCAUUCGUCCGAACAGACAAAAACACCGUCAAGCGCCGCGACACGACUAUCCUGUAUGAGAAAGACACCGAGGACUUUUACAAGGGGCUGCUGGAAAAUGGCAACCUUGCAGCCCACAUCGACAUUACCUCCACCACCACAAUAUCUCAAGGCAUCCUACACCUGCUGGUAACGGCUUUACCUACGGUAAAGGAAAUCGGACCGGAUGACGAUCUUUUCAACGCCGGAGUCGAUUCCCUUGUCGUUUUUAGCAUCUCCAAUUCUCUUCGCUCAGCUCUUGGGAAGCACAAUGUCAGUGAAGAGACAAGAUCUGCAUGUACCGCCAAGUUUGUGUAUAGUCAUCCAACCAUCAACUCACUCACAAAGGCCGUCUACAAUCUGGUUCACGAGAUAGCUGAUACCGUUGAUACCUCCGUCGAUUUGCAAAGGGAGAUCGUGGCCAAGUUUCGUGGUCAAUACACCGCUGACUUGCCAUGCGCCACUCCCAAGCGGAAAGCAUUCGAUGCUACAGCAGAUGGCUGCACGGUUAUUUUGACGGGAAGCACCGGAUCCUUGGGGUCUUACUUGCUCGAAUCUCUCGUGUGUCAAGAGCAGAGCGUGAACAAAAUCUACUGCCUCAACAGGGCAGAGGAUGGCAAGGCGAAACAGACUACAGCCAGCGAGUCGCGAGGGUUGACUACAGAUUGGCCACCACAGAGAGUCGAAUUCCUGCAGGUCGACGUGUCGAAACCAAGAUUCGGACUUGGAGAGGAAACCUACAACUGUCUUCUUGAGCAGACAACGCAUAUAAUUCACAACCAGUGGCCGGUAAACCACAACUGGGAUAUCGCCUCUUUUGAGCCUCAGAUCCGCGGCGUCCGGCACCUGAUUGAUUUCUCGCUCAACAGCAACCGCAACGCCUCCUUGUUCUUCGUAUCGACCGCUGGCACCGUCAGUCACCUGAGCCCAGACGGUGUCGUUCCUGAGGCACCGAACCAUGUCCUAACCACGAGGGUUGACGGCUACGGUUCCGCCAAACACACAUCCGAACUCAUCCUCGAGGAUGCUGUGGCCAGGUCUGGCGUAAAUGCCUCGAUAUGUAGGGUGGGACAGAUCGCAGGGCCGGUGCUACGAGGACCCGCAAAAGGCAUGUGGGGGAAGCAAGAGUGGCUGCCGACGAUGAUUGCAAGUUCCAAGUACCUCGGCGUCCUGCCUUCGACGCUCGGACCCCAGAACCGAGUCGAUUGGACACCGGUGGACCUGCUCGCCGACAUCGUUGUCCAGCUAGCCGGAGUAGCCCUCGGCGGCAUUAACGGCGUUAACGGCGCAGGCGCCGCUGGCACAAGUGCAGCCAACGGCUUUUCGUCCACCACCGCUACUACCACUCGCUCCCUACCCGUCUAUCAUGCUGUCAACCCCAAUUCCGUCGACUGGUCAAGCCUAGUCCCAGCGGUGGCAAGACAUCUCGGUGAAUCUGUCAAGAUCGUGUCAUGGGCCGAGUGGGUGGACCAUCUGCGGAAUUCCCAGCGUGAAGCGACGGGCACGCUUAGCUUGAAGCAGAACCCGGGGCUGAAGCUGCUUGAUUCCUUCGAGGCAUUGGCCGAGGCAGCGGUAGAAGGAAAGGAUUGCCCUCGUCUCGAGACCAAGGAGACGCUGGCGAAGAGCCCCAAGAUGGCUAUGCUCAAGCCGGUUUCUGAGGAGUGGAUGGACUUGUGGUUGGAGCAGUGGAAGUUUUAGAUGCCCUGGCUGCUAGGACUGCCUUCACUUCGCAGGAAAGGCGCAGUUUGAGAAGAAAAUAACGUGUUGCAAUUGUCGAGUGGAACCAUAAUUGUGAAGUUGAACAGGGCUUCAACCUGACUAUGCUAUGAAUUUCGAGAUAGAAUAUGUGGGGUGCUGCAGCUGAAUUUCACUUAAUGUGAAACCAACAGAUUCUGCUGGGACUUUAGUGCUGUUAUUUGUUUUAACAUAACUAUUAUGAUCUGCAUUCACCAUCAUAUAACUAGUUUGAACUAGU
Messenger RNA from Coccidioides immitis RS, 3738 nucleotides. RefSeq names its product L-aminoadipate-semialdehyde dehydrogenase. The transcript is spliced from 8 exons. The record is from RefSeq and is a predicted model, not a curated record. Lineage: Eukaryota; Fungi; Ascomycota; Eurotiomycetes; Onygenales; Onygenaceae. Bases 219 to 3461 code for a protein of 1080 amino acids.